AUGACACGUAAUGAAAAGAAUGUGAGUUGUGGAACUCAUCAUCUACAACGCCACUUGGAAACUUGUCCAAAGAAGCCUUCAAGUGAAGAUAAGGCUGCAUAUGAUCAGAAGAGAGAUCGUGAGAUGGUUAGUGAGGUAAUCAUUUAUCAUGAUCUUCCAUUCAAAUAUGUCGAAUACGAGAAGGUUAGAGCACGAGACAAGUAUUUGAAUCCAGAGUGUCAGCCCAUUUGUAGACAAACGGUUGCAGCAGAUGUUUAUAAGAGGUAUGAAGUAGAAAAGGAAGAGCUGAAGAAAGUGUUUGCUAGACAUACUGCUCAGGUUUGCUUUACUUCUGAUCUUUGGACAUCUCGUCCUAAUAGCAUGGGAUACAUAUGUCUUACUGCCCACUUCAUAGAUGUUGGCUGGAACUUGCAGAGUAAGAUUCUUGCUUUCUGCGAUUUGAAGCCUCCACACACAGGAGAAGAGAUUGCUAACAAGAUUUUGGAGUGUAUGAUGGAAUGGGAUUUAAAGAAGAAGGUAUUCUCUAUUAACUUAGACAAUGCUAAUAACAAUGAUAGUAUGCAGAGGAUCCUCAAGGGACAGCUUCAGAUGAUGAGUGGUUAUGCUUAUUGUGUGAUGGCAAGAUCAAAGUACCCAACAUCUAGUGUGUACUUCACAGAAGUUUGGAGGAUUGAGAUAUUGCUGAAGCAUUUUGUGAGAUGUGAUGAUUAUGAUUUGAAGCAGGUGGCUAAGGAAAUUUUAAAAACUGAAGAGCUGAGGACUAAUUUGACUAAACUUUAUAAAGAGUAUCAAGUUCGGACUUGGGGCAGUUCUUCUGGUACUUCAUCUACACCAACUCCACAUGAUCUAGUUACUGAAUCACCUCUUGAAGAUGAUUUAGACAAUAGGCUAGAUAGAAGGUCUUUUCGCAAUUUGGAUGUAUUAAUCCAUUGGAGGGAAAACCAAGCUCGAUUUGGUGAUUUGGCGAUGAUGGCGUGUGAUAUACUGAGUAUCCCUAUCACCACAGUAGCAUCUGAAUCAGCUUUCAGUAUUGGAGCUCGGGUGUUAACUCCAUACCGAAGUCGCUUUCUUCCCAAGAAUGUCCAUGCUCGUAACUGGUUGCAAGGAUUUGCAGAGUAUGAAGGUACAAUAGAAGAUGUUGAUGAUAUGUGCAACGAAGAUGCUAGGAAGACUACAAGUACUUCUGGAGUCGAGGGUUCAAGAUCAGAAGAUUCAAAUGGAGAGGGUGUGAGAAUGUGA
Brassica oleracea var. oleracea is the source of this 1239-nucleotide messenger RNA. Its product is annotated as zinc finger BED domain-containing protein DAYSLEEPER-like. The transcript is spliced from 6 exons. Lineage: Eukaryota; Viridiplantae; Streptophyta; Magnoliopsida; Brassicales; Brassicaceae. The record is from RefSeq and is a predicted model, not a curated record. The coding region runs from base 1 to 1239 and encodes 412 amino acids. Gene Ontology annotation, molecular function: protein dimerization activity.